Molecule: messenger RNA, 126 nt
Organism: Fusarium verticillioides 7600
Lineage: Eukaryota; Fungi; Ascomycota; Sordariomycetes; Hypocreales; Nectriaceae
Exons: 1
Coding region: 1-126 (41 amino acids)
Source: RefSeq, a predicted model, not a curated record
AUGCCUUCUCCUUUCUCAUCGCAGACCCUGCUUCAAGUUCGAAUCUCCUACCGCCACGCCUUUGUCGACUCGUCGGAUUAUCAAGACAGGGCGUCAGCCAUGAAGUAUGGUAUCGCCGAAGACUAG